AUGUUUGGAAAGGCUGCUCUCAUGAGCGCGCUGCUUAGCGCUGUCUCAGCUGAAAUCGUCUGGGACGGUCGCUUCAACGACAUGACCUCCAGUGCUGAUCUGUCCAAAUGGUCCUUCGCCAACCCCGUCGGUUCCUACCAAUACUACAUCCACGGUUCUGGCCCCGUGACCGACUACGUCAACCUCGAUGCUUCGUUCAAGAACCCCGCCGACAAGGCCUCCAAGCAAGGUGCCAAGAUCACCAUCGACGAGACGGCAAAGUGGAAUGGCCAGACCAUGCUGCGCACUGAGCUCAUCCCCCAGACCAAGGCAGCCAUCAACCAGGGCAAGAAGUUCUACCACUUCUCCAUCAAGACCUCGACCGAGAACAAGCCCACGGCCACCAACGAGCACCAAAUCGCCUUCUUCGAGUCCCACUUCACUGAGCUCAAGUACGGCGCCUCGGGCUCUGCAAACACCAAGCUCCAAUGGCACGUCGGCGGCGUCUCAAAGUGGGACGUCGAGCUCAAGGCCGACGAGUGGCACAACGUCGCCUACGAGAUUGACUUCUCCGGCGGCUCCGUUACCUUCUGGCACUCCACCGGCAGCGACGAGCUGAAGAAGACUGCCGGUCCCUUCACUGCCAGCACACAGUCCAACGGCGCUGACUUCCACGUCGGUAUCCUGAGGCUGCCGGGCUCCAACGAUGCUGCUGGAGCCGAGGACUGGUUCUUCAGCGGUGUGUACAUUGAGGACGGAGAGCUGACUACCAAGAUCGGUGAUGGAAGCGCUGCUGCACCUGACACUCCUGCUGCUAAGCCUUCUUCUUCUGCUGCUCGUUCUGCUACUCCUUCUCCUACCCCCGCUCCUGCUGCUACUAAGCCUGAGAACCAGGCUGGUGGACAGGCUCCCGUUGCUUCUCCCAGCGCUGCCCCAUCCUCUUUCUCCACCUCCGUGAUCUCUGCCACUCCUACUCCUUCUGCCGCUCCCUCCGCUGCUCCUGCUCCCGCUCCUGAUGCUGGAUCUGGUGCUGGCGCCGGUACUGGAUCCGGCUCUGGCGCUGUUCUCCCCAAGGAGUUCACCAUCAAGGAGUUCGUCGCAUGGCUCAGGGCUAAGCAGGGACAGAACUAA
Molecule: messenger RNA, 1110 nt
Organism: Bipolaris oryzae ATCC 44560
Lineage: Eukaryota; Fungi; Ascomycota; Dothideomycetes; Pleosporales; Pleosporaceae
Product: glycoside hydrolase family 131 protein
Exons: 2
Coding region: 1-1110 (369 amino acids)
Source: RefSeq, a predicted model, not a curated record